GUUCAACUGAAAUUUACAGUGAACUUCACCCUGUCCAACCUUAACUUCAGCCAAGAUUUUUUACUUCCUAAUAAUUCAAAUUACAAAUCCACAUCAAGUAAAGUUACUGUUUUGCUUAAUCAGACCCUGAAUGCAAGCAAUCUGUCAGUAGCUUUCUCCGGUUGUAAGUUAAAAUCACUAAGCCAAGGAAUUAGUGUUGGCACAGGAGUGAGCCUCACCUGCAACUUCAAGAACAUCACGUCAAUACCAGCAAUAGACAAAGUGACUGUCUACAGACUAGUGAAGGAGAAAACCAACAAUGGUACCCUCUUAGGGUCAUACAGCAUGGCCAACAACAGCCUUUUUGUCAACGGAUACCAGGAAAUUGAUCCUCAGCCCACUAUUUACUUACUUAAUUUCAAGAUCAAUUUCACCCUCACCAAUCUGCCAUUUUCUCAAAACCUGUCUUCAGCAAACAGCAAAGCAAGUCAAAAUGUAACAUCUCUGAUCUCACAAAUGCUUCAGAACACUAGUAUGGGCUCAGUGUUUUCCUCAUGUAUUCCCAUCUCUUUUAGUCCAAGUCAGGUCAUCGGCACGGCUGUGAGCCUCAGCUGCAGGUUCAAGAAUGACACAUCAGUGCCUCCCUUCAACAAAGUAGACAUCUAUAGACAGCUGAACCAAAAAACCAACAAUGGCACCUUGUUAGGCCCAUACAGCAUAGCCAAAGACAGUCUCUACGUCAACGGAUACCAUGAAAUUACUCCACAGCCUGAUAUUCCAUUACUUUACUUCACUAUAAACUUCACCCUUCCUAAUCUGCCAUUCUCUCAGAACCUGUCUUCAGGAAACAGCUCAGCAAGUCGAAACGUGACAUCUCUGAUAUCGCAAAUGCUUCAGAACACCACCAUGGGUUCAGAGUUUUCCUCAUGUGUUCCCAUCUCUUUUAGUCCAAGUCAGGUCACCGGCACAGCUGUGAGCCUCAGCUGCAGGUUCAAGAAUGACACAUCAGUGCCUCCCUUCAACAAAGUGGACAUCUACAGACAGCUGAACCAAAAAACCAACAAUGGCACCGUUUUAGGUCCAUACAGCAUAGCCAAAGACAGUCUCUACGUCAGCGGAUACCGUGAAAUUACUUCACAGCCUGUUAUUCCAUUACUUCAGUUCAUCAUAAACUUCACCCUUCCUAAUCUGCCAUUCUCUCAGAACCUGUCUUCAGGAAGCAGCCCUGUGAGUCAAAACGUGACGUCUCUGAUAUCCCAAAUGCUUCAGAACACCACCAUGGGUUUACAGUUUUCCUCAUGUGUCCCCAUCUCUUUGAGCCCAAGUCAGGUCAUCGGCACGGAAGUGAGCCUCAGAUGCAAGUUCAAGAAUGACACAUCAGUGCCUCCCUUCAAUAAAGUAGACAUCUACAGACAGCUGAACCAAAAAACCAACAAUGGCACCGUUUUAGGUCCAUACAGCAUAGCCAAAGACAGUCUCUACGUCAGCGGAUACCAUGAAAUUACUUCACAGCCUGUUAUUCCAUUACUUCAGUUCAUCAUAAACUUCACCCUUCCUAAUCUACCAUUCUCUCAGAACCUGUCUUCAGGAAGCAGCCCUGUGAGUCAAAACGUGACGUCUCUGAUAUCCCAAAUGCUUCAGAACACCACCAUGGGUUUACAGUUUUCCUCAUGUGUCCCCAUCUCUUUGAGCCCAAGUCAGGUCAUCGGCACGGAAGUGAGCCUCAGAUGCAAGUUCAAGAAUGACACAUCAGUGCCUCCCUUCAAUAAAGUAGACGUCUACAGACAGCUAAACCAAAAAACCAACAAUGGCACCGUUUUAGGUCCAUACAGCAUAGCCAAAGACAGUCUCUACGUCAGCGGAUACCAUGAAAUUAUUUCACAGCCUGUUAUUCCAUUACUUCAGUUCAUCAUAAACUUCACCCUUCCUAAUCUGCCAUUCUCUCAGAACCUGUCUUCAGGAAGCAGCCCUGUGAGUCAAAAUGUGACGUCUCUGAUAUCCCAAAUGCUUCAGAACACCACCAUGGGUUUACAGUUUUCCUCAUGUGUCCCCAUCUCUUUGAGCCCAAGUCAGGUCAUCGGCAUGGAAGUGAGCCUCAGAUGCAAGUUCAAGAAUGACACAUCAGUGCCUCCCUUCAAUAAAGUAGACGUCUACAGACAGCUGAACCAAAAAACCAACAAUGGCACUGUUUUAGGUCCAUACAGCAUAGCCAAAGACAGUCUCUACGUCAGCGGAUACCAUGAAAUUACUUCACAGUCUGUUAUUCCAUUAGUUCAGUUCAUCAUAAACUUCACCCUUCCUAAUCUGCCAUUCACUCAGAACCUGUCUUCAGGAAGCAGCCCUGUGAGUCAAAACGUGACGUCUCUGAUAUCCCAAAUGCUUCAGAACACCACCAUGGGUUUACAGUUUUCCUCAUGUGUCCCCAUCUCUUUGAGCCCAAGUCAGGUCAUUGGCACGGCAGUGAGCCUCAGAUGCAAGUUCAAGAAUGACACAUCAGUGCCUCCCUUCAAUAAAGUAGACGUCUACAGACAGCUGAACCAAAAAACCAACAAUGGCACUGUUUUAGGUCCAUACAGCAUAGCCAAAGACAGUCUCUACGUCAGCGGAUACCAUGAAAUUACUUCACAGUCUGUUAUUCCAUUACUUCAGUUCAUCAUAAACUUCACCCUUCCUAAUCUGCCAUUCACUCAGAACCUGUCUUCAGGAAGCAGCCCUGUGAGUCAAAACGUGACGUCUCUGAUAUCCCAAAUGCUUCAGAACACCACCAUGGGUUUACAGUUUUCCUCAUGUGUCCCCAUCUCUUUGAGCCCAAGUCAGGUCAUUGGCACGGCAGUGAGCCUCAGAUGCAAGUUCAAGAAUGACACAUCAGUGCCUCCCUUCAAUAAAGUAGACGUCUACAGACAGCUGAACCAAAAAACCAACAAUGGCACUGUUUUAGGUCCAUACAGCAUAGCCAAAGACAGUCUCUACGUCAGCGGAUACCAUGAAAUUACUUCACAGUCUGUUAUUCCAUUACUUCAGUUCAUCAUAAACUUCACCCUUCCUAAUCUGCCAUUCACUCAGAACCUGUCUUCAGGAAGCAGCCCUGUGAGUCAAAACGUGACGUCUCUGAUAUCCCAAAUGCUUCAGAACACCACCAUGGGUUUACAGUUUUCCUCAUGUGUCCCCAUCUCUUUUAGCCCAAGUCAGGUCAUAGGCACUGAAGUGAGCCUCAGAUGCAAGUUCAAGAAUGACACAUCAGUGCCUGCCUUCAAUAAAGUAGAUGUCUACAGACAGCUGAACCAGAAAACCGACAAUGGCACCUUGUUAGGUUCAUACAGCAUGGCCAAAAACAGUCUCUACGUCAGCGGGUACCGUGAAAUCAUUCCACAGCCUGUUAUUCCAUUACUUUACUGCACUAUAAACUUCACCCUUACUAAUCUGCCAUUCUCCCAGAACCUGUCCUCCGGAAACAGCUCUGCAAGUCGAAAUGUGACUUCUCUGAUAUCCCAAAUGCUUCAGAAUACCACCAUGGGUUCAGAGUUUUCCUCAUGUAUUCCUGUCUCUUUUAGUCCAAGCCAAGUUAAUGGCACAGCUGUAAGCCUCAGCUGCAGGUUCAAGAAUGGCACAUCAGUGCCUCUCUUCAACAAAGUAGACGUCUAUAGACAGCUGAAUCAAAAAACCAACAAUAGCACCUUGUUAGGUCCAUACAGCAUGGCCAGAGACAGUCUCACCAUCAAUGGAUACCAUGAAGUUACUCCAAACUCCUCUGCAGUUAGUAACAGUAAAACUACUCCUCCAGCUGCAAUUUUAAAUAGUGAAACUACUUCUCAACCUGUACAUCGUUACACACAUGUGAACACAACCACAGCCUUGCCUGUGACAGCAGCCUUCCCCAGCACCUCAACCUACGGGACAACUCCAGUGAUUUCUCUGCCUGGCGACAAAAGCUUCAGUUUGAACUUUACUAUCAUCAAUAGAAAUUUCACUUCAGAUCUAAGUAACCCAAACUCAGACCAGUACAAGGAGAUGGUGGCCGAUAUCAUAAUUAAGCUUGCAGGUGUGUACAAAAAUAGCUCUUUAGCUAAUAACUUCAGGUACUGCAAAGUGACAGGUUUAAGGAUUGGCUCUGUGAAGGUGAGCUGCAACUGUUUCUUCAAUGCAUCCAGUGAAACCACAGCAAUGAAUGAAAAUGUUGUAGAAAGCAUCUUUGCCAAUCAAACAAAUAAAACCAGUCUGUUAGGUGGUUUAUAUCAACUUCGACCAGACAGUCUUGAAGUUAAAGGUAACAGUAAAACUACUCCUCCAGCUGCAAUUUUAACCAGUGAAACUACUUCUCAACCUGUACCUCUAAACAGUGAAACUACUACUCCAUCUAUGAUCCUAAAAAGUGAAACUACUGCUCAAUCUAGUAUCAAUCCAUUCCCUUUGACUUUUGUUGUCACUCAACUUUCACCUACAUGUGCUCAAAAGCCUUCUAAUUGUCCAACUAUGUCAAGCACGUUUCACAGUCUGGUUGACGAACUGUUCAAAAAGAGUGUGAUUAACUCAUCAUAUGAAAGUUGCACAAUGCCAGAAUUAAGCACUGCUGGUGAAACGAUGCUUAAAGUGAACAUGUCUUGCCAGUUUAAGCCUAUUAACCAAAUCCUGAGGUCAGAUUCAGACAAGGAGAAUAUUUAUAAGGUCUUCAAAAACAUGACAAAUGAACUUCAAGAUCUAGGCCCAUUCAAAUUAGACAAAAACAGUCUUUUUGUUAAUGGUUACACACAGGUGUACACAACCACAGCCUUCCCCAGCACCUCAACCUACGGGACAACUCCAGUGAUUUCUCUGUCUGGCGACAAAAUCUUCAGUUUGAACUUUACUAUCAUCAAUAUAAAUUUCACUUCAGAUCUAAAUAACCCCAACUCAGACCUGUACAAGCAAAUGGUGGCUAAUAUCACAAAUAAGCUUGCAGGUGUGUACAAAAAUAGCUCUUUAGCUAAUAACUUCAGGUACUGCAAAGUGACAGGUUUAAGGCUUGGCUCUGUGAAGGUGAGCUGCAACUGCAUCUUCAAUGCACCCAGUGGAACCACAACACUAAAUGACAAUAUUGUAGAAAGCAUCUUUGCCUAUCAAACAAAUAACACCAGACUGUUAGGUGGUUUCUAUCAACUUCGACCAGACAGUCUUGAAGUUAAAGACUCACCUAUUUAUGUUCCUCCCCCGAAAUGGGAGCUGUCUUUUUGGGCCAUCAUUCUUAUUGUUAUUGGAAUCUUCGUGGGACUACUGUUGCUCUGUCUUCUCUGCUUCCUGGCCUCACUGCUGAGACGUCAGAAGCUCAUGGACUCAUAUAAUGUAAUGAAUCUCCCCUAUGGCCAGUAUUAUUCUCAUCUGAAAUGAGUUAUGUACCUCCGAGAAUGUGGACUCAUCAGGCUGGACCAGAUUUCAGUCUGUUUUUAGCUGUCCUGUCUAAAUGUGUUUACUUUCCAGCUUCCAAGGGCAACAAAUGAUUGUCUCAUAAACCUGUUCUUUGUUGAUUACAUAAUUCAAGAUUGAAUUUUGUGGAUAAUCUGAAUGUUUUAUUUUUUAAUUAAAACAAAUAUCAAUUGUAUGAAAAUCAAUAUUUACCAGGACGAACUCUUAGAAAUAAGAAGAGCUAUAUCUUUUUAAUUGUGGUCUACUAAACCAAUGGAAUUUCAUAGUCAAUGAGACUUUGCAGUGGAGUCUGAGUCCCUUAAAAUUUAAGGAUUGUAAAUUUGAGAUGUCCACAGACUUCAGACCAACAGGUUUCAAAAUAAAACUUCAGUGGCCUUCACUCCAAAGUAAUUGAAACACCAAGGUAACAACAUUUGAAACUAUUGUGCUUUAACAAAAAAUCUGAAACCUUUUUUUAAUGUGCUCUUACUUUUAAUAUCAUUUUUAUUGCUACAAUAUGUUAAUGACAUAUUUUUCCAAAAUUCUUUAUAACAUGUCACACAGUUUUAUUGAGAUACUGCAAGAAAGUAUUUAACCUAAGAAUAUUUUACAUUUUAGUUUACGAAAUUCUUGCAAAUUUAUAUUUUCUUUUUCUUUUUAUCAAUAUCUUUAUCGUCUCUGUUAGUAUGAUUGUAAAAAUGGCAGGACCAUAAAUUUUCUUGUUAGAUUUUAAAUAAAUUAUUAUAUGCAAGCAUUUUAAAA
This is a messenger RNA of Polypterus senegalus (gray bichir), 6117 nucleotides long. RefSeq names its product mucin-16-like. Lineage: Eukaryota; Metazoa; Chordata; Cladistia; Polypteriformes; Polypteridae. The record is from RefSeq and is a predicted model, not a curated record. The transcript has 56 exons. Bases 325 to 5340 code for a protein of 1671 amino acids.